This is a messenger RNA of Verticillium dahliae VdLs.17, 699 nucleotides long. Its product is annotated as YesU. The transcript has a single exon. The coding region runs from base 1 to 699 and encodes 232 amino acids. The record is from RefSeq and is a predicted model, not a curated record. NCBI's taxonomy places the organism in Eukaryota, Fungi, Ascomycota, Sordariomycetes, Glomerellales, Plectosphaerellaceae.
AUGAAGGCAUCUUUCCUCUGGGCUCUGGCCCUCAUUGCGCCGACUAUGGCCGCUGAGAAGCUCCUCUACAGCAACCCGCUCAAUUCGACGGCGGACGUGGCAACCUGGGUGGCCGAAGGUCCCGUCAACGCGACGGCCGUCGACGGCGUGCUCGAGCUCUCGGGCGGCGGCACCAUUGACCAGCACUUCGUCUUCUGGGCGCCCGAGGUCUUCCCCGAUCGCAUCCGCAUCACCUGGGAGUUCUCGCCCCGCAACGAGCCCGGCCUCGCCAUCUUCUUCUUCGGCGCCGCCUCGGUCGCCGGCGGCAGCAUCUUCGACAAGAGCCUCAAGCCCCGCAACGGCCAGUACCCGCAGUACCACUCGAGCGACAUUCGCACGCUGCACGCGUCCUACUUCCGCCGCCGCUGGCCCGAGGAGCGCGCCUUGCACGUCGCCAACCUGCGCAAGUCGCCCGGCUUCAACCUCGUCGCCCAGGGCGCCGACCCCAUCCCCCCCGUCGUCGACGCCGCCGGCGCCUUUUACCGCGUCACCGUCAUCAAGGACAAGCGCGAUGUGCAGUUCCUCGUCAACGACCUGCCCCUCUUCUCCUUCCGCGACGACAAGUCGACCGGGCCCGUCGUUCGUGACGGCCGCAUUGGCUUCCGCCAGAUGUCGCCGUUGGUGGCCCGCUACAGGAACCUCCAGGUGUGGAAGCUCUAG